AUGCCUUACCUCGAAGCUGUGCUCAAAGAGGUCCAUCGAUGGAACCCUGUACUACCCUUAGCCUUGCCGCAUCACGUACGCCGUGAAGACGUCUAUGCAGGCUUUCGUAUCCCCGCUGGUUCCACAGUCAUAGCAAACACUUGGGCUGUGCUCCACGAUCCAACCUUGUAUCCUCGUCCCGACGAAGUCAUCCCGGAGCGAUAUCUCGACAAGUCUGACGAACAUCCCGACUUGAACCCAGACCCUCGAGACUUCGCCUUCGGCUACGGGAGACGGGUCUGUCCCGGACGGAUGCUUGCUGAAGAUACCCUGUUCAUAGUUGCGGCGUCCGUGCUCGCAUCAUUCAACAUCAGCGAUGCCGUCCCUCGGGAAGGUGAGGCGAUCAAAUAUGGCGGUGGUAUGAUAAGUCACCCGGACGACUUCACAUGCACCAUUAUCCCUCGCCGGGACUUCUCGGAAGGUGGGAGGGCGGCUAUCUAUGGCGCUGCCUGUCUAUUGACACCGUCUAUGCGAGCUGAUGCUGCUGGCACAUUUGGCACUUACCUCCACGGUUUGCUACCAACAUAUACCCUUGGUCAAGGCGCGAUGUUCCUGCCCCUCAUACUCUGUCUCGCCGCCUUCAUCGCCUACAAAUUCAGUCGAGGCGUCGGACGGCUGCCACUCCCUCCCGGUCCUAGAGGUAUUCCUCUCCUAGGCAAUGCAUUGCAGAUUCCCACAGAUCGUAGUUGGCUCGCGUUUGCCGAGUGGGCCAAAAUCUACGGCCCCGUUAUGCACCUCUCAGUCAUCGGGAGCUCAUUCAUCGUGCUGAGCUCCCGUGAGGCCAUCUUCGAUCUUCUGAACAAGAAGAACCUCAUCUACUCUGACCGCCCAGUCAUACCCAUGGCCGGAGAGUUGGCGGGCUUCCAAGAUUACACCGCGUUGCUGCCGUACGGUCCGCAGCAUAGAGAAGGUCGUAAACUUAUACUGGGUGUCUUGAAUACCCGGAGAGCAGAGGAUCUACAUGCGAUUGAGGAGGCUAAAGCGGUGGAGUUCGUAUCACGGCUGGCUCGCGCCCCGUCUGAACUUCAGACUCAUAUCCAAUGGCUCAUGGCCAACAGCUGUGAAGACCCUCUAGUUCAGUGGGUCCACAAAGCGCUGAGGGCAUUCAGUGACAUAACCGUGCCCGGUGCAUAUCUGGUGGACGUGUUGCCCUUCUUGAAGUACGUACCGCAAUGGUUUCCAGGGGCAACAUUCAAGCAUGUUGCGGAGGACGUCCGUCGAACCACCAUCGGAUUGCAGAACAAGUUGUACGAAGUGGCCCAAGAGCAAGUACAAGAGGGAAAGGCUAGGCCCUCAUUCAUCGUCGACUACCUGACGAGCAAUCGCAAGCGUACACCUGAAGACGAUGAGUUUUACAGACUAGUGUCAACCCAGUUCUAUGCGGGCAAGUCUGGCUCAGACACGACAACCUCUGCCCUGCUAUCCUUCUUCCUCAUGAUGGCUCAGCACCCCGAGAUUCAACGGAAGGCUCAAGCCGAAGUGGAUGCGGUCGUGAGCCACAGGCUGCCGAAGUGCAGCGACCGCAAGGACUUGCCGUACCUUGAAGCGGUACUGAAAGAGGUGCACCGCUGCAACCCAGUAUUGCCCUUGGCCUUGCCACACAAGGUUCGACAGGAGGACGUCUAUGCAGGUUAUCGCAUCCCUGCCGGUUCCAUGGUGUUCGCGAAUAGCUGGGCUGUUCUCCAUGACCCCGUGCUCUACCCCAAUCCCGACAAAGUCAUCCCGGAACGUUACCUCGAUAACACCGACGAAGCCCUCAACCCCGACCCUCGAGAAUUUGCGUUCGGGUACGGGAGACGAGUCUGCCCCGGACAGACACUCGCGGAGGACAUCUCUUUAUAG
Molecule: messenger RNA, 1881 nt
Organism: Fomitopsis serialis
Lineage: Eukaryota; Fungi; Basidiomycota; Agaricomycetes; Polyporales; Fomitopsidaceae
Product: cytochrome P450
Exons: 18
Coding region: 1-1881 (626 amino acids)
Molecular function (GO): oxidoreductase activity, acting on paired donors, with incorporation or reduction of molecular oxygen; iron ion binding; monooxygenase activity
Source: RefSeq, a predicted model, not a curated record